This is a messenger RNA of Corvus hawaiiensis (hawaiian crow), 1072 nucleotides long. RefSeq lists its product as uncharacterized. The transcript has 6 exons. The record is from RefSeq and is a predicted model, not a curated record. Bases 94 to 810 code for a protein of 238 amino acids. Lineage: Eukaryota; Metazoa; Chordata; Aves; Passeriformes; Corvidae.
UGCUGAAGUUGCCCCGCUCCUUGCCCAGACCUCCAACCCUUUCCCCGCCCCUUCCCACGGAGCAACGACUCCCUGGGGUGCAAAAAUCACUCUAUGAGGUGGGGAAAUGACUCCAGGGGUGGAGAAAUGACUCCAGGGGAUGAUUUUUAUCCGUUCCUCUACCAAUUUCAGCACCUUUGGGCCCCAACUGAAGCUUCCUCUCUCGGCUUCCAAGAAGAGGAGCCGGGCAAUGGCAGCGUCACCCUGCCCGAGGAGUCCCCGGGGCCACCGGGACACCCCACCACAGCCACCGGGCACGCGGGGACAACGGUGACGACGUGGCCGAGGGCCACCACGGGCCCUCCUUGGAGCGGGGACCUCGCGGUGACACCGGCGGGGAACCAAACCCGCACCUCCUCGGGUGUCCCAGUCCGCUACUGGUCCCCCGUGCUCUUCGUGCUGCUGGCCCUGCUCGUGCUCUUUGUCACCUACCAGAAGACCAAGGGCAAAGGGAUCCAGGACCGGGCCAUGAGCGGCAGCGACUCCUCAGCGCCCUCAUUCCAACCCUUCCCGCGCAGAUUUGGGAGCCCUGGUCCAGCCCCCCGUUCAGGACCCCAUCCCAAAAAUCCCGGCCCUACAGACCAAGGCCGUGCCUCAGUUUCCCCUCCAAUCCCACCCCGAGGACGCUCCAUGGAAUUCCUGCCUCUUUUCCAGAGGGAAAGGAAGGAUCCCGAGACCCCCCCAGGCCUGGACCAAUCCGAGACCACCUUCAGCCAGCCAGAGCCAUCCCAAGCGCCGGGAGUGCCAGAAGAAAGGGAAUUCCUGGGAUAAAGGGGCAAUUCCUGGGAUAAAGGGACAAUUCCUGGGAUAAAGGGGCAAUUCCUGGGAUAAAGGGACAAUUCCAGCCCCUCCCAACUCCCGCUUUUCCUCCUCCCCAGCUGGACUCGCUCCCGGGUGACUCCUGAGGGCCCCCAGGGGUGGCCCAGUGGCUUCCAGGCCACCCCGAGGUCCCGCCGGUGUCCCCUGUGCGAGGACAGGGCGGGAACAACACAAUAAAGUGGGAUUUUAUCCCAAAAAACCUUUGGAAUUUCUC